This is a messenger RNA of Penicillium argentinense, 1527 nucleotides long. RefSeq names its product flavin monoamine oxidase family protein. Bases 1 to 1527 code for a protein of 508 amino acids. The record is from RefSeq and is a predicted model, not a curated record. Lineage: Eukaryota; Fungi; Ascomycota; Eurotiomycetes; Eurotiales; Aspergillaceae. Gene Ontology annotation, molecular function: oxidoreductase activity. The transcript has 4 exons.
AUGGCCGCCAAAGCUAAACCCCGCGUGGGGAUCGUGGGCGCAGGCAUUGCCGGCCUCCGCUGUGCCGAUAUUCUCAUUCAGAAUGGGGCGCGGGUGACUAUUUUGGAAGCGAGGGGUCGUAUUGGUGGGCGGGUGCAUCAGAGCGAAAUAGCAGGCCAUCUAGUAGAUCUUGGCCCAAACUGGAUCCAUGGCACGGAAGAAAAUCCGAUCAUGGACAUCGCCGAUGCAACGAAGACUAUAGCUCGUGAUCCCGAAGGGAGAAAUAUCUCUAUAUCCUGCGACGGACAGCUUGUCGAUGAGCAGCUCACAACCAAAGCGGCUGAGUUCAUCUGGACAACCAUCGAGAAGGCCUUCGAGUACAGCAAUCACCAUGGGGAUAGCAUCCCGGUGGAACGCAGUCUCUUUGACUUUAUACAGGAGCAUGUACAGAAAACCAAUUUCUCCGAUAAGGAGAAGAAAUUGUGUUUGGAUUCCUGCAAACUUUGGGGUGCAUAUGUGGGUGACCCUAUCGAGAGACAGAGCUUGAAGUUCUUUCGUUUAGAGGAGUGUAUUGACGGGAACAACUACUUUGUGGCAUCAACCUACAAACGAAUCUUGGAGCAUGUUGCAAAGACAGCCCUGGCACAAGCUGACAUCCGCUUCAAGCAACAUGUUAUCAAGAUCGAAGCACCGCAAAUUGACGGCAAACACCAAGUUAAAGUAACUACCGCAUCAGGCGAUAUCCAUGACUUCGACGAAUUAGUCGUCACAUGUCCUCUGGGCUGGUUGAAACGCAACACCGAAGCAUUCCACCCACGCCUCCCAGACCGACUCCUCGAAGCAAUCAAAAGUAUAUCCUACGGCCGUCUCGAGAAAGUCUACAUCACAUUCCCCGAGGCGUUCUGGAAUACCGACUCAAAUGAUACCGCACACAACAAACAACCAUCCGCCAACCCUGUAUUCGCCCAAUUCCUCGAACCAACCUACACAUCCCACCCAAAGGACAUCCAAUGGAACCAAGAAUGCCUCUCCCUCGCCAGUCUCCCAACCCCCUGCGCCCAUCCGACCCUCCUCUUCUACACAUACGGACCCUGCGCAACAAACAUAGUCGAGCAAAUUGCCGACCUAGUCGAAGGCUCAGAAAAAUACAACCAAGUCCUAACCACCAUCCUCGAACCCUUCUACUCCAAACUCCCAGGAUACAACCCCACCUCGACUUCCUGUAAACCAACCUCGAUCCUCGCGACCCGCUGGCAAAAGGACCCCUACGCGGGAAAUGGGUCAUAUUGCAAUUUCCAAGUUGACUUGACCACCGGCGACAAGGAUAUUGAGGCUCUGCGCUCGGGCGUGGGGCUGGGUCCGGAGCGCGGAAUCUGGUUUGCUGGUGAGCAUACGGCCCCGUUUGUGGCUCUGGGGACAACGACGGGCGCGUAUUGGAGUGGGGAGCGGGCUGCUGUGCAGGUUUGUGGAAAGGUUGGGCUAGGAAGGAUCGGGGUAGGCGUAGCGAGGGAUGAUUCUUUGCCUUCUGCUUCUGCUGGUGGGAAGUGA